ACCUGUGAUAAUUGCAGAUUUUAUAAUUGAAAUGUUAAAAACUUCAUGUUAAAAAUUCUAGUUACAAAUACAGCAACUUAGCAUAUAAAACUUUAAAAUAUAUUAUCCUCGUUGUGACCAGAGGGGGGAAAAGUUCCAGUAGCUUCAUUUCUCUUGAUUGUCCUGCUCAUAAACUCACCUGUGUUUUUGCUUUCUUUAAAAACUUACCCUGCUUUACAGGUGCAAUGUGUCACCAAUUAGUAAUGCCUUAAAUUUGAGAGCAGGAGAGAGGCUCUGGGCUCUGUUAACUGUGGGCUUUAUAGAUGGAGAUGCUCUUGAAAGAGCUUAGUUCAGCUUCCAAGCUCUUGACUGAUUUUAAGGAGAUGUAUGAGUAUGAGAACCGUUUAAAAACCUUCACAAAGUGGCCUUUCCAAGAGAACUGCAAGUGCACUCCGGAGAAUGUAAGUCUGAAAAAUGGUUAUUUUUCCUGUGCCUUAUUUUUUAUAUACUGUGCCUAAAUGUGGAGUCACUGUUAAGUAUGUUCAUGGUCAAGAAGAGUCCAUUAAACUUGAUGAAGAUGAAAAGUUAAAUACUCCAACUUUGCUCUGUUUGCUCCUCAGAAAUACUGUAGUAGGAUGACUGGCUUUUCUGUGUUCAGUCUACUAGUCUAGCUGCAGAACUUAAUAAAGUUACUUUUUUUUGUUCUUGUCACUGAAAAGUUGAUUUCUAGUAUUAUGUAGUCUUUCUGAUUGCAAACUUCUAUUCGUGGCGAAGCAGCCUACAUUAGACUGGAAAAGUACACAUCCAGCAGGAAGGAUGAGGUAGCAGAAUGAUGGCUACUUAAAAUUCAAAAAUGGAAAAUAUAUAAACUUUAGAAAACUUAAUGUUUCCGUCCUUGCAGGCUUUGACUUGAACAUUAAAAAAAUAAAUAAAUAAAAAUUAAAAAUAUCUACCUGACUUCUAAUUAGGCACACACAUGAAACCUUCAAGCUGGAUCUCAGAUGAGUCAUACUUCAGGAGUUGUCUGAGAAGGUUUCGAUAACUGAAAUAAACUUAAUUUUUAGUGUUCUGAUCAGACAUGAUUCUAAAGUGACAGGAAAACAUAGAAGUCCAAGAUGUAGCAUUUUACUCACAUAAUUUAUAUAUAAAGGUUCUCUAUGUCCAAGACAUUUUUUUCUCUGAAAAUAUUCUCUAAAGUCCUAACUAUGGCAGAUCUCAUGCACUGCUACAGAAAUACCUGUGUAUCAUGGCAUUUACUGGUUGUUAUCUGGUACAACAAAGCUAUUCCAGUUGCCUGCAGAUACCACAGCUAUGCAGAAAUCUUUUCACUACUUGUAGCCUAUUCCUUGUUCCUUUACUAAUUGCUUUUUUACCUGCUUGCAGUCCUCACACUUAAAAUUUCUUUUUCAGCCUGAUCUGUGCUGAUAGACAUUGUGAGGAAAGGUGUUGUUUGCAAGCUCUUCAGAAUUAAGUCUGCUCGUGUAAACACGAGCAAAUAAGUGGGAUAAGGCUGUAAACUUCUAAACUGUCCCUUGCAGAUGGCAAAGGCGGGAUUCAUCCACUGUCCAAAUGUAAAUGAACCAGAUGUGGCAAAGUGUUUCUUUUGCUUGUUAGAACUGGAAGGCUGGGAGCAAAAUGAUGAUCCAUGGGAGGAACACACCAAACGUCACACCUGUGACUUUUUAUCUCUCCCUAAGAACUUUGAAGACCUUACAAUGGAGGAGUACUACAUGCUGGAGAUGACACGGCUGAGAACAUUCAUUUGCAAAAUUGGCAGACGGAUAAUAAACUCUUUUGAAGAAGAAGUUGCCACAACUAGGAAGCAUCUUGUGGAUUACUUUGUCUCCAAGCAUCAGUACACACCACCACUGCCACUGCCUCUCAGUGAUGAUCCAUCCACUCAGCACUCAGAAGGCUCACACUGCCAGUCAAAAUAAGACCAGGAGAAGUGAAGUGUCAAGUCCAAUUCUAAAAGUUUCUCUUCUUUAUGUGGUACAGUCAUAUCUUUAUCUGAGUAUGAAUAUAAAGGAGGAAAUGUAUGUAGAGAAUUCCCUUCACAGGGUCUCUGGAACAGAGUUCAAAGCUGUUUAUACUAACUCCUGUCUUUCAUAAUAUGCUUUGUUGUUAUGCUUAAGUGUGGACUAAUAGUAGUCCCACUAACCUGUGAAUAUGUGAAAAAUGUCUAAGCAAAUACUUAUAUUAUUGUGGUUUUUAGCAGACUGAUUUUUUUUUUGGAAUAAAGAUUCAGAACUCUGA
Manacus vitellinus (golden-collared manakin) is the source of this 2235-nucleotide messenger RNA. Its product is annotated as baculoviral IAP repeat-containing protein 5.1. The record is from RefSeq and is a predicted model, not a curated record. Bases 1518 to 1916 code for a protein of 132 amino acids. The transcript has 3 exons. NCBI's taxonomy places the organism in Eukaryota, Metazoa, Chordata, Aves, Passeriformes, Pipridae.